Aspergillus campestris IBT 28561 is the source of this 669-nucleotide messenger RNA. RefSeq lists its product as uncharacterized. Lineage: Eukaryota; Fungi; Ascomycota; Eurotiomycetes; Eurotiales; Aspergillaceae. The transcript has a single exon. Bases 13 to 594 code for a protein of 193 amino acids. The record is from RefSeq and is a predicted model, not a curated record.
UCUCUAUUCAAGAUGUAUUUCAUAUCUUCUAUCCUCAUCCUCAGCUGUCUGCUGUCUGCUCACGCCCUACCCCAUGGGCCCAGCAAGCCACAUAUUACCAAUAGAACCAUGAUCAAGGUCCAGUAUACUGGCAACGGGCAGUCCAACUACAGCCACGAAGCCCAGCCCUCCACUGGCCCAUCUCAAAGGCUCAUGCAGAUGCACGGAGGUGUACCUUCUGCAUCCUCGAUGGCGGUUCCCUGGCCGAGCUCUCGUCCUUGGCCGAGUUAUCAUCCCUCGUCGAGUUAUCAUCCCUCGUCGAGUCCUCCCUCUAUGUCGAGGCCUCUUUCCUCGCCUUUGCUUAUCCCGUCGAGUGCUCCACUAUUGACCAGUGCUAUGCCCUCGCCUUGGGCUCCUGAACCCACGCCUAUUGAACCCACCUCUCCUGCAACGUCUCCUUCCAGCUCUGCUCCAACCCCGACAGCUGAGCCACCCAAAGAUGACCCCACGGAUUAUGGAAACUACGGCAACUACGGCAACUACGGACGCUAUGAGCAGUACUCGUCGUAUGGGUCGUACCGCAAGAGAGACGGGGAGUCCAGACAUCGAGAGUGAUUGUUGAUGAGGAGACUGGGUUGGUGGUAGUAGAAUGUGACGCGGUUAUCAGUGAUGAUAUCGUAAUGGAAGCUA